AUGACUCCGCCCUCGCUCGCCUCCAAUGAGUCCUACGCUUCGAUAUUCCAGGACAACUCCCUCAUCGGUGGUCCCUUGGACGUCGUCAGCGCUAUCCUCGCCAACACCACAACCCUCACCUUCCAGAUUGAAGGAAAGCGCGUUCUCGUCGACCCGCACGUCUUCGUCUCGCAUCGUCUCGCGGAACAGCCCUGGGGACGCCACGGCGCACGUCGUGAGCGCCGUCGUGGGCACGUUCUGAAGAGCCACCCCGUCGCGUUCUACCAAGGAAUCUCGACGAACUCAUUGUCAUACACGCUCCGGAUCGGGUUCCUCUCGCUCAUGUCGAGCGAUGCAGAGGAAGAGCUGGAGCGGGCUGUGGACGAGGCGCAGGAGAAUGGCAUGGUUUCGAAACGCGACGAGCCAGGUGGCGCCGUCCCAGCAGAAAAGAACGGUCUGCACCUGCACCUCCUCGACGCGUUCACCGAUGAGAUCGCGCGCUUGGGCAAGUGGAACGGAAAGGCAUCCGAGGGCUUCGUCGGCCGCACGCAUUUCAGCGUCCCGCCUACCAGUCGCGGGAAGCCCGUGCGCUCUCGCCCAACUCCUGGGGUCGUCGUUUUCCUCAAAGUCAAGGUGCCGGGCGCGGCGAACGUGCCGAAGAGCAAGCUGUCGCCAGGAUACGAAGACGUACGGCGAGUGCUGUGCGGUGAGAUCACGCGCGACAAGAGCCAACACCGCAACCAGUUUCGCGAGGCCGCACAGAAGUUCAACCCACCCACACGGCUCCUGGCGCUCGAAUGGUCCUUUGACAUCCCGCUCUCCACGGUGCACCGCUCUUGA
Molecule: messenger RNA, 819 nt
Organism: Dichomitus squalens LYAD-421 SS1
Lineage: Eukaryota; Fungi; Basidiomycota; Agaricomycetes; Polyporales; Polyporaceae
Exons: 6
Coding region: 1-819 (272 amino acids)
Source: RefSeq, a predicted model, not a curated record